AUGAAAUCUGUGUUUCUACUGAAGACGACCGUGACGGGGCGGGCCGGGAUUUCAACGAACUGUGAGGAGGAAGGUCAGUUAGACGUGUGUGUGUGUGUGUGUGUGUGUGUGUGUGUGUGUGUGUGUGUGUGUGUGUGUGUGUCUGUAACAUGUUUGUCGUUGUGUACAGUGAUUGUGUGUGUGUGUGCGUGUGUGUGUGUGUGUGUGUGUAACAUGUCGUUUGUCGUUGUGUACAGUGAUUGUGUGUGUGAGUGUGUGUGUGUGUGUGUGUGUCUGUAACAUGUUUGUCGUUGUGUACAGUGAUUGUGUGUGUGAGUGUGUGUGUGUGUGUGUGUGUCUGUAACAUGUUUGUCGUUGUGUACAGUGAUUGUGUGUGUGUGUGUGUGUGUGUGUCUCUGUGUGUGUGUGUGUGUGUGUGUGUGUGUGUGUGUGUGUCUGUAACAUGUCGUUUGUCGUUGUGUACAGUGAUUGUGUGUGUGUGUGUGUGUGUGUGUGUGUGUGUGUGUGUAACAUGUCGUUUGUCGUUGUGUACAGUGAUUGUGUGUGUGUGUAUCAGUAAAUCUGAAUAUGUUCAGAUUUUUAUGUGAAGUUGUGAAACAAAUGUUUAUUUAUGUUCGAUAAGCUUUCAUGAAAUUAGUUGUUGUUUUAAAACUUAAAUACAAACUGAUAAUAUCAGUCGCUGAUCUGAGAUUGACAGCUUUUACAGCCAAUCAGAGGUGAGAGCAGCUAUGGCGCUGGUGUCUCAGUUAUUUGCGAUGGUAGAAACAUGUUGGCAGAAGAUGACAACCUCUGCAGCUGGUCGAUUCAAAAUCCAGGUUUAUGCUUCUGCAUCAGACCCAGGGUCCAUGUAGUCCAGGACCCUACCCAGAAACCAAACUAAUGUUCACCUCCUCACGAGGUACCUUGGCGUUAAAACGACACAAGUCCUGUGAUUGGUCUGCUUUGGACAUUUCCCGUAUUGACACCAUCACCUGUCCUCUUCUUCAGUGUCUGUAGUGUCUGUGUCUGUGUCUGUGUCUGUCGGAGUCUUCCAUGUUUUCUCUUGAUCAUGCAGAGACACACCGACCCCCCACCACAGACUUCAGUAGUGCUCAUAAUCGCACCCACAGUACAGGUACAGUGAAGGUCUGAUUUAGGAGUGUAGACCAGGUUAAAAGUCCUGGUUGACGAUCUGAUCUUCAGUUGAAUAAAAACGAGGUUCAUGAUAAUUACCAGCCUCUCCAAUCAUCAACCAUGACUUUAAAUUAAACCAAAUCACUUUCUUAAAAUACAGGUAACUCAGAAAAAUAUAUUUCUGUUCCUUUAAAGACCAUCUUUACUAACACAGAAGAACAGCGAAGACGUCUGAUAGUCAUAUAAAAAAAAGUAACUCUCUCUGUUUUCAUUAAUGUGGAUUCUGAGGACAAUGUUCAGGUUUGAAAACAAAGAAAAAAGCUCAAACAUGUACAUGAUGUAUACGAUUAAUCUCCUGAACACGGGCUGACGGCCAUCUGGUUAGGGGCUGUGCAGUGUCUCCUCCCAGCAGGCAACCAAAGCUGUGAGCCAAGACCCCAGGCUCAACACCCUGCCGGACUUUGAAAUCAGAUCUUUAUUGUCCAUAAAGCCUCGGCCAAGUAUGAAGAAUCAGCCCUCCCUAACAAAACACUCUCGUCCAGCAGAGAGGGGAGAACAGGACUGGAGAGAAACUGGUGUUGAGUCAGACGGACGGACGGACGGACAGAAGGACAGAUGGACAGACGGAUGAGAGGACAGCCAGUGCACGGUCCAGAACAAUGGUCACGUGCACGCUCCCAACUGUGCCACUUUUAUUUAUAGGUCACAGAUAACUCAAUUUCCAUAACUUUCUAAUUCUGUUGUGGCGGCUCUCAGAUCACAUGUCAAUACAACGCUCUCCGAGGACUCCAGCUUCUACAGUCCGCUCUGACUCAGCUGCUGUUCUCCACCUGACUUGAAGACGUCAUACUGAGUCGUCUUUGGACUCACGGAGGAACAGCAGACACUGCAAACAUCACUCCUCUGAACGACAACAAUAGUGCCGAUUCAGGAGGGCUGGAUCUUCGGAUCAACAGAGGCUCAUGUUCCAGCAGGCCCAGGCUGUAAUUAAUGAAUGAAGGAGAAUAAGAAGUUCUUGUGACUGAAGCUGCAUCAACCAAUCACUGAGCUGCUUUUACAAAAUGCAGAAAGUGUCUUUUUUUAGUGUGACUGCAGCCGAAACUGUGGUUCUCUGUGCAAACGUGUAGAAGUGAAUUAUAUUCAACUUGUUAAUGUAAAGAAAAGAAUCCUGAAAAUUCAACCCUGUCACUGAGAGUUCCUCCUGAUCUGCUGCAGAGACCUGAUAUAAGCAGGAAUAAUACAAGGCUGGUUCCCUUGAUAACAGCAGCUGGACCACAUCUGGACUCUAUCCUGAAGAUCUCACCGAGUCCAACAGCUGAUAUCAAACCCUGUUCAGUCCCCAUCAGCUCCUCAGACGUGCUUCUAAAGGAACAAUCACAAACCUCCAUGUUCAGACCUUCAACUGUUGUCCCCGCUCCUCCUCUCUCACAUGGACAUCAGAGAAGAAGACUUUCUAAAAUAGAGUUUUAAGACCUUCUGACAUGAGUGCAGGAUGGAGGGGGACAGUUGAAGAUAUUUGAGCUCUCUGAUAAAAACAGAAGCAGCCCACUCUCAGUCCCACUCUCAGUCCCACUCUCAGUCCCACACUCACAGAAGAUCAGGUGGUUAAAGUGUGAAGCUGUAGGACGGUCCCUGAGUCCGACGGUCCCUGAGUCCGGGGCUCUGUGUGAGGGCCCUGCUGUGGGCUUCACCACACUGAGUUUUCACUGUGACUCUUCAACCCGUCGAUUCUCCAGUGGGAUUUCUCCGAAGGUCACCAUGCAUUUGAAGAUGUCAACAGAUGUUCUGUAAAGAAGAAUUAUCGGAUAAAGUUUCGAUAAAAACAAAAAAAUAAAAACAAGAAACUAAACAUGUCGAUGAAUCAGCCAAAAACUGCCUCCUCUUCAACACGUCGAAGACGAAGGAGAUGGUCAUGGACUUCUGUAGAUCCAAACCUCCUCCUCUUCAGCCAGUGAACACCUGUGGAGUGGACAUCAUAUCAAUAUCCAGGUGAACAUCUGGAUAAUCAGUUGGACUGUCUAAGAAUACAGACCCAGUCACAGCAAGGCAAGGUAGAGAAGGUCCCAGGGGCGAGCCACCACACGCCGGACAGUGAAGCGUGGGCUCAGGACCCUGGCAGCAGUAGAGAUCAACGAAGAGACCAGAGUCCCUGAGCUUCAGCUCUGGAAGAUCUUCCCCAUGUGGAGAGCAUCAAAGUUUGGAGGCUGGCAGAUGAUCAGGUGACAGCAUGACUCAUGAUCGCUUCAGAGAAAUAAAACGAGAGAAACUCAUUUCUAAAUAUAUGGUUGUGGUUUUCUGAUUGUUACAGGUCUGGGUCAGAAGACUGAACCUGGAGGAGCUGAGUCCACCACACAUGGAUGGAGGAUCUGGAACAUCGAGCUACUGCAGACUGGCCUUGGAGAGGGAGCAGGUAGUCCUGGUUUACCACAUGUAGACAGUUUGUGAGCGUGCCUCACAACCAAUCAGCACGAAGGAGCUGGGUCAGCCUCACAGCCAAUCAGGCCGGAGAGGCGGAGAACGACUUUGUCAGAAAGAGCUCCGAAACUUUAAAUGUUGACGACACAGACAUAAGAGAACACAGAGAUAUAUUACCAAAUGUCAUCAAUAACUGAUAACUAUUGACUGAUAUUAACAGAUUUUUGUAUAAACACCAUGAAGUCUCGAGUCUUUGACCAAUAAAGUUCAUCCUUCAGACUUUUGAGAGUCAAAAGUUGAGUUCGUUGUAAACUCAGGCUGUUUCUUCGGCGAACACCGACCCCUCACACCGACCCCUCACUCGGACCCUCACACCGACUUCACUCACCGACUCCUCACACCGACUCCUCACACCGACUCCUCACACCGACUCCUCACACCGACUCCUCACACCGACUCCUCACACCGACCCCUCACACGGACCCUCACACCGACUCCUCACACCGACCCCUCACACCGACCCCUCACACCGACUCCUCACACCGACUCCUCACACCGACUCCUCACACCGACCCCUCACACCGACUCCUCACACCGACUCCUCACACCGACCCCUCACUCGGACCCUCACACCCACCCCUCACACCGACUCCUCACACCGACUCCUCACACCGACUCCUCACUCGGACCCUCACACCGACUCCUCACACCGACUCCUCGCACCGACCCCUCACACCGACUCCUCGCACCGACCCCUCACACCGACUCCUCACACCGACCCCUCACACCGACUCCUCACACCGACCCCUCACACCGACUCCUCACACCGACCCCUCACACCGACUCCUCACACCGACUCCUCACACCGACCCCUCACACCGACCCCUCACACCGACCCUCACACCGACUCCUCACUCCGACCCCUCACACCGACUCCUCACACCGACUCCUCACUCCGACCCUCACACCGACUCCUCACACCGACUCCUCACACCGACCCUCACACCGACUCCUCACUCGGACCCUCACACCGACUCCUCACACCGACCCUCACACCGACUCCUCACACCGACUCCUCACACCGACCCUCACACCGACUCCUCACUCGGACCCUCACACCGACUCCUCACUCCGACCCUCACACCGACUCCUCACACCGACUCCUCACACCGACCCUCACACCGACUCCUCACACCGACCCCUCACUCGGACCCUCACACCGACUCCUCACACCGACCCCUCACACCAACCCUCACUCGGACCCCUCACUCGGACCCUCACACCGACUCCUCACACCGACCCUCACACCGACUCCUCACUCGGACCCUCACACCGACCCUCACACCGACUCCUCACUCGGACCCUCACACCGACCCCUCACACCGACCCUCACACCGACCCUCACACCGACUCCUCACACCGACCCACACACCGACCCUCACACCGACUCCUCACACCGACUCCUCACUCGGACCCUCACACCGACUCCUCACACCGACUCCUCACUCGGACCCUCACACUGACUCCUCACACCGACUCCUCACACCGACCCCUCACUCCGACUCCUCACUCCGACUCCUCACACCGACCCCUCACACCGACCCUCACACCGACCCUCACACCGACCCUCACACCGACCCCUCACUCGGACCCCCACACCGACCCCUCACACCGACCCUCACACCGACCCUCACACCGACUCCUCACACCGACUCCUCACACCGACCCUCACGCCGACUCCUCACUCGGACCCUCACACCGACUCCUCACUCGGACCCUCACACCGACUCCUCACACCGACCCUCACACCGACUCCUCACACCGACCCCUCACUCUGACCCCUCACUCGGACCCUCACACCGACCCCUCACACCGACCCCUCACUCGGACCCUCACACCGACUCCUCACACCGACUCCUCACACCGACCCCUCACUCCGACCCCUCACUCGGACCCUCACACCGACUCCUCACACCGACCCUCACGCCGACUCCUCACUCGGACCCUCACACCGACUCCUCACUCGGACCCUCACACCGACUCCUCACACCGACCCUCACACCGACUCCUCACACCGACCCCUCACUCUGACCCCUCACUCGGACCCUCACACCGACCCCUCACACCGACCCCUCACUCGGACCCUCACACCGACUCCUCACACCGACCCCUCACACCAACCCUCACUCGGACCCCUCACUCGGACCCUCACACCGACUCCUCACACCGACUCCUCACACCGACUCCUCACACCGACCCCUCACACCGACUCCUCACUCGGACCCUCACACCGACUCCUCACACCGACCCCUCACACCAACCCUCACUCGGACCCCUCACUCGGACCCUCACACCGACCCCUCACACCGACUCCUCACUCGGACCCUCACACCGACCCCUCACACCGACCCCUCACUCGGACCCUCACACAGACCCCUCACUCGGACCCUCACACCGACCCCUCACACCGACUCCUCACUCGGACCCUCACACCGACCCCUCACACCGACCCCUCACUCGGACCCUCACACCAGCUUCAGUCUCUCUCUUCUUCACUCUGAUCUCAGAAAUCCUCCAUCUCCUCUCAGACGGUGUUUGCUCUCGGCAUCAGUCUGAAUGUUGUUUUAAUAAACACGUCGUCACAGGAGCUUUAACUUUCAUCAAACUUGUUUUCUUUAAAUUGUUUUUAAAGUUCAGAUUCUCAUUAAAUUUCCUCUCAGGAUAAUAAAGUGAUUCUUAUUCUGCUCUAACGUUAUAGUUGGAGGUUCUGAAGGCCUGAGUUUGCUGAGUUCUGAGUGUGUGUGGGUCUGUCCACAGCAGGCGUGUACACAGACUCUGACUGGGUGGGUUUGCCUUGUGUUACACUUGUGAUUGAUUGCAUCACUGCUGUGGAACGAAGUCGGGUGACCGGGCUUUUAUGGAGACCUCAGGACGCUGGUGUUGAGUUUCAAUGGAUAUGCCCUUGGUCAGAUAGUGACAAUACUUCCCUGAUCACAAACGGACACACACAUCACACACACACUCAGAGCAGAGACAUACACACACACACACACACACACACACACACACACACACACAGAGCAGAGACACACACACACACACACACACACACACAGAUCAAACUUUCACUCCAACAUUCAGACUCUCUCCUUCUUCACCACACUGAGAACAUUUCUGUAAAACACUGAUCCCUCUUCUUCUUCUUCUUCUUCUUCUUCUUCUUCUUCCUCUUCUUCUUCUUCAGGUUUCUCUCACUUUUGUUCCCUGAAGGACACACACACACACAGACACUCAGGAGUCUCGCGGACAUGCCAGGCUGCUGUUGGCACGAGCAUCAGAAAGGUGCCACACCUGUGCUGACAUCAUCUCAUUCCACGGGCUCUGAUUUCGGGUCCACUCAUAACACUAUGUAAGGUUCCCCGUGUGUGUGUGUGUGUGUGUGUGAGUGUGUGUGUGUGUGUGUGUGUGUGUGUGUGUGUGUGUGUGUGUGUGUGUGUACUAACUGCUGCUCUUUCUUUCUUCUUCUCUGUCACUCAGAGAGGAUUUCUCUUUGCCCGGAGGGUCGCCCGCCGCAGUGAGUUAGGAGAGGACGGAGGAGUUAGGAAAGGACGGAGGAGUUAG
Molecule: messenger RNA, 7149 nt
Organism: Xyrichtys novacula (pearly razorfish)
Lineage: Eukaryota; Metazoa; Chordata; Actinopteri; Labriformes; Labridae
Source: the annotation of a GenBank genome assembly